Messenger RNA from Tricharina praecox, 473 nucleotides. Its product is annotated as HotDog domain-containing protein. Lineage: Eukaryota; Fungi; Ascomycota; Pezizomycetes; Pezizales; Pyronemataceae. Bases 72 to 413 code for a protein of 113 amino acids. Gene Ontology annotation, molecular function: fatty acyl-CoA hydrolase activity. The record is from RefSeq and is a predicted model, not a curated record. The transcript has a single exon.
CCCCCAGCACCCCCAGCACCCCCUCUUUAACCAUCUUCUCCUUGGUUAUCCCCCCCACGUUAACCAACCGUAUGUCCAACCUGCACGGCGGCGCGGCCUCCUUGAUCUUCGACGUAUGCACAACCUGCGCGCUCGUUCCCUACGCGCGGCGCGGGUUCUGGCAGUUCGCCGGCGUGACGCGGAGUCUGAACGUUUCCUACCUGCGGCCGGCGAAAUUGGGGCAAAAGGUGGAGGUCAGGUGCGAGGUUGUUAGUAUUGGAAAACGGUUGGCGACUGUGAGGGGGGAGAUAUGGGGGGAGGUCGAGGGGGACAAGGGGAAAGAGGUGGAGGGGGGACAAAAGAGGCUCAUGGUGUGUGAGCAUCUCAAAGUCGGGAUUGAUCCGCCUGUUAGGGGGGAGGGGGCGAAGUUGUAGUGGUGGGGAGGGUGGUGGAGGUGGUACAUAUGGGAAGGAGAUGAUGAACGAGAAGAGGGU